UCAUCUGUCCUGCCCGGACUGCUGAAAGCGGCCGCAACGCCAUGUUGGCGAAGUCUCCCAUCUCUGUGAGAAAAAAAUGAUAGAAAACAUAAUUGCCGAGAAGAAAAGGUAAAUCGCCGAGGGAGGAAGAAGACCGCGGCGAUUGUUUCAUUUUUAAGAAAAGAACCGAGCCGGAUCCGCAGCGGUUCCGGACGGACGAGGGAGGCUAAACCUCCCAACCGUCCCCAUGAAUAGCAACGCUGAUCCGAACAGCGACUUUCCAUGAAAAAAGACGUUUGUGUUGCUAUUCGAGCUUCGUUAUCCCAGUUUGUUAAAGGGAUUUGGGGCCUGCUUCAGGAUCAGCUACGCUUGCUUUAUGAAUGCAAGCUAAGCUUUGUUUGCAUCAGUAUUUAUUAGUGUAUUGUUUUUGAUUUUUUUUUUUUCCUUUUUUUGCGAUGAGUUUGCCACCGAAAGUGGUCAAUAAGACCGCUGUCGCAGUUAGCGGACCUGGAAGUGGCCCCUCUCCGUCGAGCCAACUGCGGACUACCCUGACCUCCGCUCUAUCGGGAGCCCAAACAGCUCCUCAGCCGGGCGCUGUACCACCAUCUUCGUAUCCUUUCACAUGGGUACCCAGACACGCUGGUCCCGCUUACGCAGCUCACGACAUCACAAAGGGACACCCUAACUUGGCGGGAACCCCGCCUGGACAUGCCCACUCCCCAGCGCUCUCUCAGGUAUCAGUACCCACAGCUUCCCCAUAUCGCUACCCUAAGGGCUGGGAGGCAGGCGGAGGGUCACCAUACAACACUGGGCAAAACGCCGGCUCCACUCCUUUAGUGUAUUCUCCCCAAACACAGCCAAUGAAUGCACAGCCACAGAGUCGCCCGUUUGCUACGGGCCCUCGACCAACCCACCAUCAGUUUUUUCAAAGGACUCAGAUGCAGACUGCGAGGGCCUCGAUGCCGACAAACUCACCCUCCAUUCGUCCGGGUUCGCAGGCUCCUGCGGCGGCUGUCUACCCCACCAAUCAGCCCAUCAUGAUGACCAUGGCCCCAAUGCCUUUUCCUUCCCCACAGGCUCCACAGUACUACAUCCCACAGUAUCGGCCCAGUACACAAUAUGUGGGACCGCCACAGCAGUAUUCAGUGCAGCCGCCUGGUUCUGGCACCUUCUACCCCGGUCCAGGACCAGGGGAGUACUCCAACCCAUAUCAUCCCCUCAGGUAUCACCCUCCGGUUUCACCCUCUGUCCCUGCUCCCGUUCCUACAGCGGGCCCAACCUUCUACCCUGGCCAGACUCUGUUUCCCCACUCGCCCUCGAUCAUAGUGCCUACACAACAGCAACCUCAACCAGCCAGGCGUGAGAAGAAAACAAUCUGUAUCCGCGACCCAAAUCAGGGCGGUAAGGAUAUCACAGCAGAGAUUUUGGCAGGGGGCUCAGGGAGCAGGAACUCAACGCCUCCUGUCGGUCCCCCUUCCUCCACCCCAACACCACCACAGCACCCGAGCAGCAGCCAGACUCCGGAGCAGCAGCAGUCACAGCCCCCGCCUCCUCAGCAGCAACAGGCUCAUCCCGGAGGCCUGGCGCUUGAGCCGCUGCAGAUGCAGCAGCCGCCACUAACGACCGGGGCUUCAGACACCAAACCAGGGCCAGUGGAUUUGCCAAAACUGGAGCCAGUCGUCCAGACGUCUUCCUCUCCUGCGCUCCUGCAGCCUGAAGCCCCUCUAGAGAGACUGGAGGCUGAUGUUUCCGUGUCUGAGCCCUCCUCCUCCGUUGAGCCAGAGCUUCCCUUCCACGCCGCCGCCACAGCCGCUCCGCCACCUACAGCACCCAGCGCCGGUCCCUCAGCCAGGGAGCCCGCUGCCUCAGCCGCCUCCUCUGGUGGAGAGAGCAAAUCACCCAUGGUAGCACCUCAUAUGCCCAGCAUGGACAAACCUCUUCCAGAACCACCGCAGACUUUUGAUGCUUCUCCGUCAGCUGCCCCCAAGGCUUUGAACGGCCUCGCCGACUCAGGGAGUGAGCUCGACGCUGUGGCUCUCGAAGUCCCCCUUGUCCCACCGGCUUCUGCUCCCACUUACAGAGAUGCCUCCUCCUCUGAAAGCGCGCCCACUGACAUGAGGCCAGAGGUGCCAAUUGCUGCUGUGCUCUCCCCUCUGUCACCUGUCGCCGUGGUGCCUGUCACCCUUACUUCCAGCCCCCUCCCAUCCCUGCCAGUCAUGCUCCCCCCCGGCCUCCCGCCUCUUGUGCAGGCCACAGCAGAGGCAGACGAGCCGAGCAAGACCCUCGACGUAAAGGACCUCAUCUCCAGAGCAGGAAUGGAGGCGCAAAGCGAGAGCAAAAUGGAUUCCCAGCAACAGGCGCUGAUCAGGAGGAGCCCUACAACAGUUAAUCAGACUUCUUCUGCUAUACCAAAGACCUGGAGAAAACCAAAUGAAAUAUUCUGUGCUGGAGAUUCACCUCACAAGGACGAUGAGGAGGAGCCCAAAUUUGUCUGCUCGCCUGCUGGUGACCAGGCCCUUCAGUUGGCCCCCCUCAGCUGCAGCCCUGGGCCCUUGCCGUCAGUCUUCCCCUCAGCCGCCACUCCCACUAGCAGCCCCGAUACUGACGAAAAGUCCAGCGUUUCUGAGGAGAACGGCGAGGCGGAGUCUGAACCCCUAAGAAACGGAGCAGGCCACACCUCUGAGACAGAGAGCAGCGACGGUGGCGCCACCCCUGGAGACAAGGAGAACUCCACAGGGACUCCUCAAGAUGUGGACGACCUCACUGAUCCGAGUGGGAAGCGACAGUAUGGUAGAGACUUCCUGUUGGGCUUCCAGUUCAUGCCUCAGUGCAUACAGAAACCCGAGGGGCUCCCACCAAUCAGUGAUGUGGUGCUAGACAAGAUGAACCAAAACAAGUUGCCAUCUCGGGCAGUGGACUCCAGGGUGAUUUCCAGGGGUCCGGAUUUCACACCUGCUUUCGCCGAUUUUGGGAGGCAGAUGACCGGAGGACGAGGAGCAGCUCUGAUGAACAUGGGCACACGCCGGCCUCCACCCAGGAAGAUCAUCGUCAACGUGCCCGUCAACGAUGAUGUUCAGCUCAAGAAGUCGGAGAACGCCUGGAAGCCCGGCAUGAAGAGGGAGGGCCUUCCAGAGGAUCCAGAGGCGCAGAAAACACAGGAGCUCUUCAGGAAGGUACGAAGCAUCCUGAACAAGCUGACGCCACAAAAGUUCAACCAGCUGAUGAAGCAGGUCACCGAUCUGACUAUCGAUACCGAGGAGAGGCUCAAAGGGGUCAUCGACCUGGUUUUUGAGAAGGCCAUUGAUGAGCCCAGCUUCUCUGUGGCUUAUGGACAAAUGUGUCGGUGCCUAGCUACACUCAAAGUGCAGAUGACAGACAAACCCAACUCCACUGUAAACUUUCGUAAACUGCUGCUAAAUCGCUGCCAGAAGGAGUUUGAGAAAGACAAGGCAGACGACGUGGUGUUUGAGAGGAAGCAGAAAGAGCUGGACUCUGCUGCAUUGGCGACAGAGCGCGAGCGGCUUCAGGAGGAGCUGGAGGAAGCCAAGGAUAAGGCCAGGCAUCGCUCCAUCGGCAACAUCAAGUUCAUCGGCGAGCUCUUCAAGCUCAAGAUGCUGACCGAAGCCAUCAUGCAUGACUGCGUGGUCAAGCUGCUAAAGAACCACGACGAGGAGUCUUUAGAGUGCCUGUGCAGGCUGCUUACCACCAUUGGGAAGGACCUGGACUUUGAAAAAGCCAAGCCUCGCAUGGAUCAGUAUUUCAACCAAAUGGAAAAAAUUGUCAAGGAGCGGAAGACAUCGUCUAGGAUACGGUUUAUGCUCCAGGAUGUUAUAGACCUAAGAUUGCACAACUGGGUGUCGAGGAGAGCCGACUCGGGCCCAAAGACCAUCGAGCAGAUCCACAAGGAGGCCAAGAUUGAAGAGCAGGAAGAGCAGCGGAAGGUUCACCAGCAGCUGCUCUCCAAAGACAGCAAGAGACGGCCGGAUCCACGAGAGCAGAGGGAAUCCCGCAAAGAGGAAACCUGGAGCACUGUGCCCAUGACAAAGAACAGCAGGACCAUCGACCCCAAUAAGAUCCCAAAGAUCUCCAAGCCUCAGAUGGAUGAGAAGAUCCAGCUGGGGCCUCGGGCUCAAGUCACGUGGGUGAAGGGCAGCAGUGGAGGGGCCAAAGCCAGCGACUCUGAACUAUCUCGGACCGCCGGCCUGAACCGUUUCUCUGCACUGCAGUCCACACCUUUACCUCAGCCCUCCACCACGCCUCCACAGAACCCCGACUAUGACUCCCGAAGAACUCUGGGAAGCAGUCGGAACAACGCGGCCAGAGAACGCAGCGAAAAGACGCUGAUCUCUGCCCCGUCGUCGUCGCGGCCCGGCCCGUUCGUCAGGGGCGGUAGCGCCAAAGAGCUGCUGGAAACUCAAAACCCGGAGGAGCUGCGAAGAGAGCGGGAGGGAGCAGAACCUCGGAGGCCGAGCGUCGCUGAGGACAAAACCGAGCCGGAGCGCAGUAAAGUCAGGGAACCUGUGAAACCUGAGCCAGUGGUUCAGAAGCCAGACAGACCUGCCCGGUCAGAGGAGGAGAUCGAACGGAAGUCAAAGUCCAUUAUUGACGAGUUUCUGCACAUAAACGAUUACAAGGAGGCUGUCCAGUGUGUGGACGAGCUGGACUUGGGGUCUCAGUUGCACAUCUUUGUGCGCGUCGGGGUGGAGUCGACCCUGGAGCGCAGUCAGAUCACGCGGGACCACAUGGGCCAGCUCCUCUUCCAGCUGGUGCAGCAGGGAAUGCUGCCCAAAGCACAGCUAUACCGAGGGUUUGCAGACACGUUGGAGCUGGCCGACGACAUGGCCAUCGACAUUCCCCACAUAUGGCUGUACCUGGCUGAGCUGCUCAGCCCUUUGCUGAAGGACGGAUGCUUCUCUAUGAGAGAGCUCUUCAGUGAAUUAAGCAAACCUUUGCUUCCUGUUGGAAGAGCUGGGAUCUUAAUAUCUGAAAUACUGCACAUACUAUGCAAACAAAUGAGCCAUAGGAAUGUGGGAUCAUUGUGGAGGGAAUCGGGCCUGAACUGGACCGACCUGCUACCAGAAGGCGAGGAUGUCCAGGCUUUCAUCUCACAACAGAAACUUCAGUUCCUUCAGUUUGAAGGUUCGAGUCCUGAGGAGGUGCAGACCAAAAGGAUCUUGUCUCCUGAGGAGCUGAGUCAGCAGCUGGAGAAGCUCCUCCUGGAGGACAUGGCAAGCGACGAGCAGAUCUUCGACUGGGUAGAGGCAAACCUGGAUGAGUCCCAGGCGAGCUCGUCUCCCUUCCUGAGGGCUUUGAUGACGGCUGUGUGUAAAGCAGCAGUGAAAGAUGAGAACCCUAACUGUCGUGUGGACACGGCCAUCAUCCAGAAGAGGUUGCCUGUUUUACUCAAGUACCUUAACUCAGACACUGAGCGACAGCUGCAAGCACUUUAUGCACUUCAGUCACUGAUUGUUUCCCUCGAUCAGCCUCCAAAUCUUCUCCGGAUGUUCUUCGACUGUCUGUAUGAUGAGGAUGUCAUCUCAGAGGACGCUUUUUAUAAGUGGGAGUCGAGCAAAGACCCUGCCGAGCAGGACGGGAAAGGUGUGGCCCUCAAGUCCGUCACCGCGUUCUUCACUUGGCUGCGGGAAGCCGAGGAGGAGUCGGAGGAUAAUUGACGAGGGCGACUCCCGGGACACGGCGUAGUGGAACGGCAUCCUUAACAGCAGAACAAAUUUUUCAAGUGGCUGCACGGACAGGGCGACGUGUUUACGGCUGGAACUUUGUUUUUGUUUUGUUUUCCCUCCCCCUGCGGUACAGUCCUGAAGCCUACCGCCAUCUUCAGUUUGGAUUCCAACGGUGGAAGCACUAAAUACUGUAUCAUACAUAGAAAAUAUUUUUGUUUUAAAUUUUAACUUACUUUUUUGUUACUUUUUAAGAAGAGACUUAAAGAUAAAUAGGUUCUGGACUCCUUAAUUUAUUAUUUUUUUAAGGACUGCAAAUACGAAAAUUAUUUAACAUUUGCAGAUGCUCACAACAAGAACGCGACAACAGAAAUAACAAUAUAAUUACUUAUAAUAACAAAAUAAUUGUGAGAUAAGUAUCCCCCCUGGAUUUCAUUCUGGUUGAGAACAGGGUAAAAAGCAUCUUUAUUUUAGGAUGAAGGGGAAGCAGAAAUGAAAGAAAGGAGUGAAUAGACAAGAACUCAUAACUCUGUUGGUCAAAGGUCAUCUUGUCAUUACCAGGAAGUUAUUUUCUUCAGCCUUGGCUCACUCUGCGUUGUGAACACCUCAAGAGAAGGAAAAUAUGCAUCUAGGAAGUGAUGCAAAUCAGAACUUAUCAAGUUACGCAGAUGAACAAAGUGGUAAAGAACUAAAGUUCAGCAUUCAAAAGCUAAAGGCCAGGGUCGCUGAAAACAAGAUGCUUGUAAUACUUCUUCCGACCUACAGAGCAGAGUAAAGCUUGUAAAUACAUUAAAGACAAAAAAUGUAUUUAAAA
Molecule: messenger RNA, 6471 nt
Organism: Gambusia affinis (western mosquitofish)
Lineage: Eukaryota; Metazoa; Chordata; Actinopteri; Cyprinodontiformes; Poeciliidae
Gene: eif4g3a
Product: eukaryotic translation initiation factor 4 gamma, 3a
Exons: 33
Coding region: 435-5651 (1738 amino acids)
Cellular component (GO): eukaryotic translation initiation factor 4F complex
Molecular function (GO): mRNA binding; protein binding; translation initiation factor activity
Source: RefSeq, a predicted model, not a curated record